CUAAACAGUCGUCAGAGGCAGCUCGAGCAGAGUCGGCAAUGGCUAGUCAAACAAGUUACGAUUAUGCAAAUCUAACAGAGCAAAUCAAAGCAAACACCACAAGCAGCUCCUCAUCGGAGAACGGCUCCAGGUACUCGUUCAUGGUGGCCAUUGCGACCGUUACGUGGCUGCUGCUCAGUUGCAUAAGUGCAUUCAUCUACUGCUGCAAUUAUUGGGAGCUGCUGAAGCCCGCGCCGCGAAGAGCGACAGCGGAUGAGUCGGAGCUGUCGGACGAGCAGUCGGAGCUGGAGCAGCAGAGCAUGCUGCUAACACAGGUCAGCGAGGUGAGCAGCACCUGAGGACGGGAUUUUGGCACGGAAGCGCCGGGAAGGUCACAGCAGCGGCAGCACAAUGCGAAAACAAAAUAAAUAAGCCGAGGACGACAAAAGGCAGCGGAGGCCGAGGAGGAGCAACAGCUGCUGGCGAUCAGCUUCAAGGCAAUAUGGCGACGUGCAGCUUCCAUUUCCGUUUCCGUAAACUUAAUUCCACACACACACACACAAACAGAGAGAGAGAAAGAGAAACACACGGAGUAAAAAAUCAGCAUGUGCUGCUGUUUCCUUUUC
Drosophila navojoa is the source of this 605-nucleotide messenger RNA. RefSeq lists its product as uncharacterized. Lineage: Eukaryota; Metazoa; Arthropoda; Insecta; Diptera; Drosophilidae. The record is from RefSeq and is a predicted model, not a curated record.